AUGAUGAGUGGUGGUCGUGGAGGAAUGCAAGCCAGAGGAGAUGGGACUGUUCCCGACAAUGGAGAAGUAAUCCACAUCUCUUCACUAGCGUUGCUCAAGAUGCUUAAACAUGGUCGCGCUGGAGUCCCUAUGGAGGUCAUGGGACUGAUGCUCGGCGAAUUUGUUGACGAGUACACUAUCCAAGUGAUCGACGUCUUUGCUAUGCCUCAGUCUGGCACGACCGUCAGUGUCGAAUCAGUAGAUCAUGUCUUCCAAACGAAAAUGUUGGACAUGCUAAAACAGACUGGAAGACCGGAAAUGGUUGUGGGAUGGUAUCACUCACAUCCUGGUUUUGGAUGUUGGCUCUCUAGUGUUGAUAUCAAUACGCAACAAUCUUUCGAAUCCCUUAACUCACGUUCCGUAGCUGUUGUCGUUGAUCCUAUUCAGUCCGUCAAAGGAAAGGUCGUCAUUGAUGCUUUCCGACUUAUAAAUCCUCAAACUGUCAUUGCUGGUCGCGAACCGCGCCAAACGACAUCCAACAUUGGACAUAUCAAUAAACCGUCAAUACAGGCCCUCAUUCACGGCCUGAACCGUCAUUACUAUUCUAUCGCUGUCAACUACCGUAAAACACCACUAGAACAGGCAAUGCUUAUGAACUUGCAUAAACGGAACUGGACGGAAGGAUUAAAACUACGCGAUUUUAACUUGCAUAAGGAAGAUAACGAAAAAGCUAUCAAGUCCAUGCUCACCCUUUCGGAAGCAUACAAUAAAUCCGUGCAAGAAGAAUCCACGCUUACACCGGAACAACUUAAGACGCGGCAUGUUGGAAAACAGGAUCCGAAGCGGCAUUUGGAGGAUGCAGUUGAAAAGGCGAUGGGCGAUCAGGUUGUUCAAAAUCUGGCUACUAUGUUAUUAGCUGAGCUGUAA
Messenger RNA from Lentinula edodes (shiitake mushroom), 906 nucleotides. Its product is annotated as Mov34-domain-containing protein. The record is from RefSeq and is a predicted model, not a curated record. Gene Ontology annotation, molecular function: metallopeptidase activity; proteasome binding; protein binding. Gene Ontology annotation, biological process: protein deubiquitination; proteasome-mediated ubiquitin-dependent protein catabolic process. The coding region runs from base 1 to 906 and encodes 301 amino acids. Lineage: Eukaryota; Fungi; Basidiomycota; Agaricomycetes; Agaricales; Omphalotaceae. The transcript is spliced from 6 exons. Gene Ontology annotation, cellular component: proteasome regulatory particle, lid subcomplex.